CAUCGUACAGUUGAUGACAAAAGGGAUAACUUGUCCUCAUUUGUAGGAUUGCCAUUGCCUUGGUGGGACUGAUCAUAUCAGUUCCGUUUGUCAGCAUAAGUCGUUUUCACUUGUUGUUGAGAAUUAUAUUGGAGUGAUGACGUCACUUUGGGUCCUGAGACCAUUAAUUAGAGCACUCACCAUCUUACCGUCUCACACAAGUUUACAACCCCCAGCUCAUCCAGACUGCGAUAUCAUGGAUUCAAGUGGCACUAGUUGCGUACUUAUAUUUGUUGCGAUCAUCUUUCCUCCCGCCGCAGCUGCUUUCGUCUCAGGCUGUGGCUGCGACCUCUUCGUGAACAUCUUGUUGACUUUACUCGGGUACCUCCCUGGACUCAUCCACGCCCUGUGGCUCGUAUUCAAGCGUGUCGAUGUUCAGGAGCGACGUGCUGCAGGUAGCUAUCGAUACACUGGCAGCACGGAAGCCGCUCCACCGCCUCAGCUAUGUGAUCCGCAACCGACUGCGGCUACGUACAAGCCAAGCGCCCCGCCGCCGACUGGAUAUGGGGCUAUGUAUCAGGGUGACGCCCCUCCGGCCGGUAAGGUUUAAAGAACAGUAUCAUAUGAACACGCGUGGUGGUGGAUCGAAGUUUAAUGAUGUUCCCCGGCCAGUUUGACUGUACUAUGAGCCGUAGAGUAACGUCGGACAUAGUUUAUUAUUUACCCAUCGAUUUGU
Molecule: messenger RNA, 715 nt
Organism: Suillus paluster
Lineage: Eukaryota; Fungi; Basidiomycota; Agaricomycetes; Boletales; Suillaceae
Exons: 5
Coding region: 137-589 (150 amino acids)
Cellular component (GO): membrane
Source: RefSeq, a predicted model, not a curated record